Daphnia pulex (common water flea) is the source of this 1796-nucleotide messenger RNA. It is a transcript of the gene Pect, whose product is annotated as ethanolamine-phosphate cytidylyltransferase-like. Gene Ontology annotation, biological process: phosphatidylethanolamine biosynthetic process. The record is from RefSeq and is a predicted model, not a curated record. The coding region runs from base 404 to 1507 and encodes 367 amino acids. Gene Ontology annotation, cellular component: cytoplasm. Gene Ontology annotation, molecular function: ethanolamine-phosphate cytidylyltransferase activity. Lineage: Eukaryota; Metazoa; Arthropoda; Branchiopoda; Diplostraca; Daphniidae. The transcript is spliced from 6 exons.
CCAUUCGCCAAUUCCUUUAAUAUUUUUAUUUUAUUUUACACCAAGUGUCCUUGUGUGUGUCUGCUGUGUUAUAGAACGUACAUGUUUUUUGGGCCCUUUAUGAAAUCUGAGUGAUUGUGUGUAACGGAAUCUCUCUAUUCAUUGCAUUGAAAACUGUACUGACGGGAAACCAUUAAAGAAGAAAAAAAGAAAAAGUUUGGCUUUCACGUACUCCAUUUAUAUUAAGGACGAAAGUUCCACGUUUCACAGCAGCCGGUGGGAUUUGGCCUUUUUUGUUUGCUAGUACAGUUGGCCAUCACCUUUGGACUUAAUGAGAUUAGAUAAUACGGCGUGACUUCCUUUCCAGCCAACAGUACACAUAUCUGAAUCCAAUUAGUUAACUUGCUGCAGCUUUCGAUUCAAGAUGAAUGGUGACAAGCAACCUUCGGUGAGGGUGUGGUGUGAUGGAUGUUAUGACAUGGUGCAUUUUGGGCAUGCCAAUUCAUUGCGGCAAGCCAAGGCCAUGGGUGAUUAUUUGGUUGUUGGAGUCCAUAAUGAUGAGGAGAUAACCAAGCAUAAAGGACCCCCCGUCUUUACCGAAGAAGAAAGGUACAAGAUGGUGAGAGGCAUCAAGUGGGUUGACGAGGUCAUUGAAGGAGCCCCAUAUGUUACCACACUGGAGACCCUUGACAAGUAUGAUUGCCAGUUUUGUGUUCACGGUGACGAUAUCACGACAACGGCAGACGGCGUGGAUACAUAUCACAUAGUGAAAUCGGCCGGCCGUUACAAGGAAUGCCAGCGAACCCAGGGUGUUUCCACAACGGAUCUCGUCGGCCGUAUGUUGCUACUGACUCGAGGCCAUCAGCAACGAGGUGACAGCGAGUACAAAGUCGAACGUUCCCGAACCGAAUCCAUGAGUGAAGACUCUGCGGCCAAGUCUCCUUGGACGGGAGUCUCCCAAUUUCUCCCCACCACCCAAAAAAUCAUUCAAUUCAGUGAGGGCAAGGAACCCAAACCAGGUGAUAAAAUCGUUUACGUGGCCGGUGCUUUCGAUUUGUUCCACGUCGGUCACUUGGAUUUCUUGGAAAAAGCCAGAGCCCAGGGCGAUUAUUUGAUUGUCGGCUUGCACACCGAUCCAGUGGUCAAUCAAUACAAAGGAGCCAAUUACCCCAUCAUGAAUCUACACGAAAGAGUCCUCUCCGUUCUGGCUUGUCGGUACGUUUCCGAAGUGGUGAUUGGUGCUCCCUAUUCAGUGUCCAAAGACAUGAUGGACCAUUUCAAAGUGGACCUGGUUGUCCAUGGAGCCACGCCCGUCGCCACCGACGUCGACGGUGAAGAUGGCGAUCCUUACGAAGAACCCAAACGGCGGAAUAAGUUUAUGCUGUUGGAUUCGGGCAAUACGAUGACGACCGAGUUGCUGGUCCAGCGCAUCAUCUCCAAUCGGCUGUCGUUUGUCGAGCGCAAUCAGAAGAAAGAAGCCAAAGAGGCUAAUCUGUGGAAGGCUAUGAAUGCGGACCAAGAGAAAUGACGACACAGUCUAGACACCCCAUUCGAGCUUAUAACUAAACAUAUUUUGUCGUCCAUACCUUAUUUCACACACACACUUUUCCUCCCCAUUUUAAAACACACAACGCAGUCAUCACAAUCAACACAUACCCACCUGACUUUAUAGAGGCCAUGAAUUUAUCUCAAAAACAUCUAAACAAUAUGUUCUUAGAAUCACUUUUUUUCCAUUUUGAUAGUCUGCAACUUACGUUGGUCAAACUGACUUAUCCAAGUAGCUUUAGCUAAGUGUAAUACAAAUCAUUUGAAUGUAA